Molecule: messenger RNA, 528 nt
Organism: Eimeria maxima
Lineage: Eukaryota; Apicomplexa; Conoidasida; Eucoccidiorida; Eimeriidae
Exons: 2
Coding region: 1-528 (175 amino acids)
Source: RefSeq, a predicted model, not a curated record
AUGGAGGCAGAAAACUUCUAUACACCCUCAUACCUCAUGCAGCAGCAGCAGCAGCAGCAACAGCAGCAGCAGCAGCAGCAGCAGUUGCAUCCCCAGGAGGAGGAGGAGGAGGAAGAGGAAGAGGACGAGUAUGGCGACGAGGAGGAUGAGGAUGAGGAUGAGGAUGAGGAUGAGGAUGAGGACGAGGAGGAAGAGCUGCAGUCGAAGUUGCAGCAGCAGGAGCAGCAGAAGGAUCAGCACCUGCAGCAACAACAACAGCAGCAGCAGCAGCAGGAGGAAUGUAAAAAAGAAGGAGCUGCCUAUACACCUGAAUUAAUUAAAUAUAGUAGUCCUCUACAUGAAGACAUCAGUCGUAUACUCAAUCUUAUGGGCAUACAACAUCUUAAUUCUGCUACUGCAGGUCCUGCUGCUGCUGCUGCUGCUGCUGUUGCUGCUGCUGUUGCUGCUGUUGCUGUUGCUGCAACUGUUGCUAUUGGUGCUGGUGAUGCUCUGGAUGCGGGUGUUUGCCUGAAUUCCCGGUCCCUAUAA